Ciona intestinalis (vase tunicate) is the source of this 4719-nucleotide messenger RNA. The record is from RefSeq and is a predicted model, not a curated record. NCBI's taxonomy places the organism in Eukaryota, Metazoa, Chordata, Ascidiacea, Phlebobranchia, Cionidae.
GAUAAAAAUCAAUCCGGUUACAUACAAGUACAUUAUGAACAGCAAGGACAAUCUGCACAAGAUUUAAAGCCUCCCAAGAAGCACAAUGUCUAGUGAUUACUCCUCAGAGGACGACGAUCCGAAUGAAAUUGAAAAUGAUUUCAGGCCCCCGAAUAGUAGCAAGGGUCCCAUCCAUACAAAGUUAUCAGUGGAAGAACUUAGGGAAUUGUUGGAGAGUGAACCUGAUGUGUAUAAAAGAUGUAGAAUAAGUACCAAUGCUGUUGGUAUGGGGGAGGCAACACCACUAGAUGAUGAAGGUCUCCCCAUCUUGCUCUCAAAUAGAAAAUCACAGGGAAGAGCGUUUGAUGGAGAUGAAGUUGUUGUCAAGAUAAUACACCAUGGCAAUAGAAAGGAGAGGUAUGGGAGCGUUGAAGGAAUAACAAAGCGGGAUUAUGAAAUAAAGGAGAAAAAGUUUGUUUGUCGAAGAGACGAAGCCAACCCACAGUAUAUGAUCCCAGUUGAUGAAAAAGUUACUAAAUUUUACAUCAAUUACCGAAACCGAAAUGGUUACAGACCUGGUGGUUCUAAACAAGGUGGAUCCCACAGAAAAGAAGCUGACCUGUUUGUCGUACAGUAUGUUAAUUGGUCCCAAUACAACUGGUACCCACAGGGAAAAAUUGUUGAAACCAGAAAUUUUUCAACGAAUGGUAUUUCACUCAUCAAAGAAAUGUGUGACAUACCUGGUAACUUUGAGCGCGACAUUGAGUCAGCUGCAGAGAAGUUGAUUAAACCUGCCAUCUAUAGAAAUGAAACACCUCGACAAAAUAUGACACAUUUAGAAGUUAUUACAAUUGACCCAGAGUUUACAUCAAAACACGAUGAUGGAUUGAGUGUUGAAAGCUGCCACGAGCAUAAUGACUGCUGGAUUAUUGGCAUUCACAUUGCAGAUGUUGCUUCAGUCAUCCCAAGUGAAGAUCCAGUAGAUUUGGAGGCAAAGAAACGAGGUGUCUCCUAUGAUGAUAAGAAUAAUAAAUCUUUAGAAUCUGCUUCAAUAUUUCCACGUUGUGUUAUCGAUGGAUUAAGUUUAAACUUAAACAAAACAAGAGACGCCGUUUCUUUGUUCGUUCAUUCAUCUGUUCCUGUUUUAAAAAGAAAAGAGGGAAAAAAUGAUAUAAAACGUGGAAGUUACAAGUUAAUGAAAACAACUGUAAAGGUUCACCAUAAUUUAACCUACAAAGAUGCAAACACAAAUAUUAAAAAGAAUCUAAAUGGAAGCUGCCUACACACCUAUGGUGUGUCUAAUAUUCUAUACAACCUUUGGAAAACAAUGUGGGCUUUCCGUUAUCAGCGUCUUGGCCUUGCUGCAUUUUAUCAUCAAAAGUUUGCGAGUCCAUGUGAAAUAGAAACCUCUCUAAGUAGUCUGUGUGUAGAAGAAGCAAUGAUAAUGUACAACGCAUGUGCUGCACAUUAUCUUAGGCACAAGAAUUGCCAAUUUAUUGCUCGAGUAAUGGAGAGACCUUCAUGUGGUGAUGUGAGAUCUUGGUUAAGUUCUUCAUCAUCAAUUUAUCAACAAAGUUGUAAGGAAUGUCUUUCACCUGGAUGUAGUAUAUCUUGUAAUGGGACCGAAGUACAAAUCUUACAAACUACCUUGGAUGAGAUCAAGCAAGCCCUGCACGACAAUGAUAUCGAAACUGCCGUUUUCUUGGCGUGUUGUGACGACAAUAUUAAGACAUUUAUUCCAAGUCUUAACAGUUAUAGAGAAAUGAUGAAAAAAGUUGAGCAUAGAGAUACUGGUAACUCAGGAGGUACUGAGCAUUUUGACUUACGUUUGCCGAUUUACACACAAUGUACUUCCCCCCUGCGCGUUUAUUCACAACUUGAAAUACAAAGGCAAAUCAUUGCUGUGUUGAGGGUCGAACAUGAAAACGUGAUGUUGGAAAAGGAGAAACAGAGUCGAAGACAAAUUGUUCUGCCUUAUGUACCUCCAACACGUUCCCUUCCCACUGUAGUUUUUGGCUCACCAGUACGAAGAGUUUAUCAAUCUCCUUCACAAUCUGUUAGUACAGAGUCAGACUCAGAUGAUGGAAGUUAUUACGAAGAAGAUGGAGACAGCCAAGCGUCAACUGAAAUAAGCAGUUGCAGUUCUUUAUACGAACCUGUAGACUUGAACUAUCAUAUUCGAAUGGAAAGAAAACUUCAAACGUUUAGAAGCUUGAUUUUAAAUCAUAACUUAAUGAAGAAGCUGAGGCAGAAGCCAGCAAUUUUCACUGCAGUGAUAAUACAGGUUACUGAAACCAGUCUAAAGUUUUCUAUCUUUGGUGGAAUUAAUAUUUAUGAUCCACAAUUCAAUUCUAUCAACAUAAACCACCUGAAAUACAAAUUGAAGGAAAAGGGAAAAGCGUUUACAUGGAAAUUUAGGUAUUAUGAUAUGAAAGAUGACGAUGUUAAUAAUUACACAACAACCUGCAAGCUUCUAGAAGUUUCUGUCAAAACUUGGACAGAUUUUACUUCUUGCUUGGCUGAGGAAUACAGCAGAGAAGUAAAACAGAAAUUGCAAAAAAUUGUGGAGGAAGCAACACCAAGUAAUCUAUUAACACAAAACAAAUCUGGAUCUUGUACCAAAGAAACUGCAAGAUGUAAAAAAAAAUGCAAUUGCCCAGACAAGAUGUUUUACCAAACACCGAACAAGUUAUGGCAUGGUCGUGAAAUAAAGUUGGAAGCAAAAUCUGGAUCUCUGCUAGAAUUCCAAGUCUCACAGGGCAUUGAACGGGGCAUAUCAAGCCCUGUGAUUCAACUGCUCAAUUUGGCACCAGAUCUGGAUGUAUGUCUGUCACAUCAGAGGCAUAUUACUAUGUUUGACUUCGAGUAUACAUACGAUACACCCCUACAACCAGAGUUGGAGAGUUACUUUCGCAAAUGGAUAGCACUUGUUCAAAAAGAAGCUUUGUAUUCGGCUGUCAAAAGCAACCAGUCCAUUAUAUUACAGAAUCUUGAUGUGGAAAUUAAAAAAACACCAAGAGGGACAUUGGUUGGUAGUUUUGAUUUAGAGCUUGAGCGUAUGAAACAUUCCUUCUUUGAUGUGAGACAAGGAGAUUACUUAUGUUUGCGAGGAAAGAAAUCAAAACAAGACACCACAUCAUGGGUAGCUCAUGCCGUAGUGACUAAAUCAAAGAAACCUGUAAACCCAAAUGUCAAGUUCCAACAAGUUGAAUUUGAGAUUUGUCCUUCCGUUGGAACAUCCAAGCCACCCAAGCUGAAGUUGUGUCUGACUUGUGAGGUCAUACCACUGUCUGUUUCACACAGGCGAAUGAUUGAUGCAUUGAAGAUCGUUUGUGGUUCAGAUGACCCAAUAUUUCAAAAUAUAUGUGAGGGCAACAUUGACAAUGAUCCUGAUGGAAAAUUUGAUGUUGAAAACUUACUACAUGAAGUGGACCACGUUCAAAUCCCCGGCUUUCCUUAUCGAUUGAAUGAAGUCCAAGCUAAAGAAGUGAAAAAUGCGAUGAAAAAUCAGUUUACUCUCAUACAAGGACCACCAGGCACUGGUAAAUCUUACAUGGGUGCCCAGUUGGCUUAUUUCCUUUGGAAAUCAAACGGUCAACUCAACAAAAAGAUAUUAUAUUGUGGUCCUUCCAAUAAAUCUGUGGAUGUGGUAGCAGGUUAUUUGAAAGACGUGGUUGGCCCAAAAGUAAUAAGAGUGUAUGGAGCUUAUCAAGAAGAGAAAGAUUUCCCAAUCCCAAUCAAACCGUUUAUUAAUUACACUGAUUGUGCAAUGCCUGACGCUUCUAUUCAAGAAAUUACUCUACACCAUGUGAUAAGACAACCAGGGAAACCAUUCGCUUUAAAACUGAGGCAAUUCGAUAAUAUGUUUAAGAAAGAGAAUGCUAGGUUGCAUAAUUGGGAUCAAACUGAAUGGUAUAAGAAAUACACAGAAUACAAAGAUAUUUUAAGAGAAGCAAAAGCAGAAGAAAUAAAGACUUGUGAUGUCAUAUUGUGCACAUGCAUAUUGUCAGGAGGCCCCUUGGUUUCCACACAGGAAUACGCCCAAUGCAUUGUAGAUGAGUGCGGGAUGUGCAGUGAACCAGAAACCCUUGUUCCAAUAGUUGCUUCACAUUCAGAGAAAACGCAGAUCAUAUUAAUCGGUGACCACAAGCAGUUGGAUCCAAUCGUUGUGUGCAAAGAAGCUCGUAUGGGGGGGCUUGGAGUCUCAAUGUUUGAAAGAUUACAGAUGUUUGCCAACCCACUAGUUGUGCAAUACAGAAUGAACCCAGUCAUUUGUAAAUUCUCUUCUGAUCAGUUUUAUGGAGGGAAACUUGAAAACGAUGAAAAAGUGAAAUGCUUCAAGGGAUGUGGUAGGUUCUUGAAGAUACCAGCAUUCUUUGUCCAUGUUGACGGCACUGAACAAGAAGAAGAGGAAAGCAAGUCAAAGUACAAUCAGGAUGAAAUUAAAACGGUUGUUGCAAUGCUUGACGAACUACACGAAGAUGAUGUCUCCCCAUCUAAUAUAAUGGUUCUUUCACCUUACUUGGCGCAAUGUGCUAGAAUUCGUAAAUAUCUGCACGAGGGAGAACAUGAACUGCAAGAUGUACAUGUUGGGACAGUAGUUACCAGUCAAGGUGAGUUUUUACUUAUUUUUGUAAGUUUUAUUUUAUUCUUUGUGGGUGAGGUCCUUGUCAAAUCCUUGGAUUUAGGCCAGAUUUAUUCCUAAAGAAUUAUAGGCCAGAAAUUUUUACUCAAUUGGAU